This is a messenger RNA of Manduca sexta (tobacco hornworm), 1546 nucleotides long. Its product is annotated as THAP domain-containing protein 1. NCBI's taxonomy places the organism in Eukaryota, Metazoa, Arthropoda, Insecta, Lepidoptera, Sphingidae. The record is from RefSeq and is a predicted model, not a curated record. The transcript is spliced from 5 exons. Gene Ontology annotation, molecular function: sequence-specific DNA binding. Bases 373 to 900 code for a protein of 175 amino acids.
UUGCCAAAAUGCCGUGUUGUGCGGUGGUAGUUUGCCGAAAUAGGAGUGAAAACAUCAAAUAUAAUCCCCACGGCGUCAGUUACCACAUGUAUGUACCAAUGUGCUACAUAAUGGAAACAAAAAUGAAAUCUAGGCUUGCUAAGAAUACAUUGCUGUCAAUGGAAAUAAAUAACUUAGUUGUAAGCGCUCAAUGCCUACUUUGCUAAGUGAUACGUCAGCAUUGGUUGAUACCUUGUAAAUUGCAACAGCCGGGGAAACGCUUUUUUGUUUUUAUAGCAGUAGGGAAACUAUCAAGUUGUGAUAGUGAGUGAAAUCCACUGCGCAUCACUGACAUUUAAAUCGAACGAUUUAUUGGACAUCCAGCAAAUUGCAAUGCACACACCGUACGAAAAAGCAAAGCUGCCACUGAUUUUCAAUACCUAUAGAUUUCCCACUGACCCGGUAAUCAAAAACAAAUGGAUUGAGGUGUGCAGAAGAGGACCCAAGUGGGUACCAACGAGAACAUCAACAAUAUGUUCAUUGCACUUCGAAGAAAUAUAUUUUCAACCGUUGAAAAUUAGAAGACUUUUUGAAUGGGCAAUCCCAACAUUGAAGAUUAGUCAUACUGACAGAUCGGUAUCACCGCCACCACGUCCUCCAACGCCACCGCCAACGUCAGAUAUGCUACUAUCAAUUCCCGGACUAGAACCAGAUGAUACGUUGGAUUUUGAUAAUGUUGAUAAUGCAAAUAAUUCUGAGGAGUUUAUACAAGAAAUAAAUGGCAAUGAACCCCUGCCAUUGUUGUCUCUAUCGCCUACUCUGGAGAAAAUGGUCCCUCUGGAUUUAGACGCUGAAAUUAGUACAGUCCAACUUGAAAAUAAAGAAUUGCAAACGCAAUUAAAAAAUCUCAAUUUAUGGUGAAAAAAUUGAGACGACAAAAUAUUUUAUAUAAACAAAGGACAAGCCGUUAUCGAAAAAGGAUAGAAUUUUUAGAAAAACAAUUGAAAGAAAUCAAAGGUGUUACUCCUGAACCUGAGGCCGAACCGUCUGAACAACAAGACGCGGAACCAGUGAUAGAAUUUAUAUAUUUGUAAACCUAACAUAAAUUCCUAUAAUUAUAUAUUAUAAUGAUUAACUUAAGCCAAAAAUAAUUCUGAAUAUAUGUUUUAAGCAUUAAUUUAAAUGGCAUUUCUGCAGUAUUAAUAUUCAAUACAAGAUUUUAUGAACAAAAAGCUAUUGUAACUUUGUAGUUGUUGGAUGAGUACUGUUAAAAUCACUUCUUUAAUACUAAGUAAAACUUUAGUCUCAAAUAACACGCACAGUGUUUAAUCGCCAUGAAACUAUGUAGUUCAUAAGAUUUUGCGGCACAAAGCCUCUAAAACUACCUACUGUAUUCAAUUAUAAGUAUGUUACAUAAUUAUUAUAACUAUUAUCUUAUUAUAGAAAUCGAAUUGAAAAAAGACAUUAAUAUUAAACGUAACUCAUUAAAUUAUUUAAGUGUAACUUAAGAAAAAAUAUCCUAGUAUUAUAAUAAUAUAUGUGUCUUCUAGUCAAUAAAAAAAUAUAA